AUGGCCAAGGACGACGACAAGAAGCCCACGGCUGCCGACAAGGGCAAGGGCAAGGCGCCAGCUGCCAACGACGCCGACAAGAGCAAGGAUGCAAAGCCCGACGCCGACGAUAAGAAGGGCGGCGUGGCGACGACUGGCGAGGAGCUCAGUGAAGAAGACCAGCAGCUUAAGAGCGAUCUGGACAUGCUCGCAGACCGGAUACUGCAUGCGCUGACCGUGUGCCUCUCCCAGGGAUCCGACACGAGCCUGUACAAGCCCGCGCUCGACCAGAUCAAGGAGUUUAUCAAAACAUCGACGAGCUCCAUGACGGCCGUGCCCAAGCCGCUCAAGUUCCUCCGGCCGCACUACGAGAACCUAGAGAAGGCCUACGCAUCAUGGCCCGCAGGCGAGAACAAGCAAUCUUUUGCCGACAUGAUGUCCGUCUUGGGAAUGACGUAUUCAGACGAAGAGCGCCUCGACUGCCUCAAAUACCGCCUCGAAGCUCCCUCGACAGAUCUCGGCUCAUGGGGCCACGAGUACAUGCGCCAUCUUGCCCUUGAGAUUGGCUCGGAAUACCAGAACCGCCUCAAUGACGACAAGUCGACCGACGAUGUGACGGACCUCGCCUCGACCCUCGUUCCCUUCUUCCUGAAGCACUUGCCCGCCCUCGCUCCCCCCAGCAACCGCCGCCGCCCGCCCCCCGGAAGGCCUUCGGACAACCCGCACCAUGAAGCUGAACGUCAAGAAUAUUCGCUACCUGGCGGCCGACGACUGGCGCGUCCUGACUGCGAAAUGGGCAGUCGAAACCAUGAGAUUGUGCCGACGCCUCUGAUUGCGCAGAUUGCCUCGCUCCGCUCAGGCUCCGGCGUCCACAAGUGCAUAUCCAACCUCGCCAAAAUCGGCCUCAUCGCAAAGGUCCGCAAUGCCAAGUACGACGGCUACCGCCUGACGUACGGUGGGCUCGACUACCUCGCGCUGCACACGCACCAAAAGUCGGCGACCGUGUACUCGGUAGGCAACCAGAUCGGCAUAGGCAAGGAGUCGGAUAUCAUUGUCUGCGCAUCCGAGACGGGCAAGCAGCAGGUGCUCAAGAUCCACCGUCUGGGCCGCAUUUCGUUCCGCACAGUCAAGGCGAACCGUGACUACCUCCGAAACCGCCAAGGUGGAUCGUGGAUGUACAUGUCUCGCCUCGCCGCAUUGAAAGAAUUCGAGUUCAUGAAGGCGUUGCGAGCAGAAGGUUUCCCAGUGCCCGAGCCCAUCGGCCAGAACAGGCACACGGUCGUCAUGAGCCUUAUCGACGCUUUCCCCAUGCGCCAGAUCUCCAAGGUCGGCGAUGCCGCGCCCCUCUAUGCUGAACUCCUUGCCCUCAUUGUCCGUCUUGCGCAAUACGGUCUUAUCCACGGAGACUUUAACGAAUUCAAUAUCCUUGUGGAGGAGCGGACAGAGAAGGACGGCAAAGUGACACUGGUACCGACCAUUAUUGAUUUCCCACAGAUGGUUUCGAUUGACCACGCCAACGCCGAGUACUACUUUGACCGCGACGUAGCCUGCAUAAAGCGCUUCUUCGAGCGCCGUUUUGGCUUCACGAGCGACGAGCCUGGCCCCUUCUUCAAGGAUGCGACAAAGAAGCUCGUUAAAAGACUGGAUAUCGAGGUGCAGGCCUCUGGUUUCAGCAAGAAGAUGGCAAAGGAGUUAGAGGCAUACAUGAAGGAGCAUGGCGUUGACGGAGACGCUGGAGACGCUGAAGCAGCGGCUGACGCAGACGGGCCUGCUGACGACGAUGAGGACGUGGGUGUUGAAAAUGACUACGAAGGCGGUGAAGAUGACGACAACAACGAAGGUGGUCCAGUCGUUGAAGACAUGUCCACUGAGACUGAGCAUACGGAAAACGACGAGCAGCAUUCCGCCCAAACACUCACUUCGCAAAUGACAAUUCUCGACAUCAGGGACAAUGACCCCUUGCCGGAUCUCAACGACAUCAAGCCUCCUCCGCCAUCAGGCCCCACAAUCACAACAAAGGCAGCCAAAAAGAAAGCCGGAUGGGCCUUGUAG
Exserohilum turcica Et28A is the source of this 2031-nucleotide messenger RNA. RefSeq lists its product as uncharacterized. Gene Ontology annotation, biological process: protein phosphorylation; maturation of SSU-rRNA. NCBI's taxonomy places the organism in Eukaryota, Fungi, Ascomycota, Dothideomycetes, Pleosporales, Pleosporaceae. The record is from RefSeq and is a predicted model, not a curated record. The coding region runs from base 1 to 2031 and encodes 676 amino acids. The transcript is spliced from 5 exons. Gene Ontology annotation, cellular component: nucleus; cytosol; preribosome, small subunit precursor. Gene Ontology annotation, molecular function: protein serine/threonine kinase activity; ATP binding.